GUUACAGUUAGUGGUAGAAUUGAAUCGGAUCGGACUGUAUUAUUGAUUUUCACCAGACAUGAUGCUGCAUUGCCCGGUUAUUAGCUCCUCAAUCUGUUCCUCACAGCCUGGGGUCGGUUUACUUGAACUUGCCUGCAUUCUGUCUCACACAGUUGCUAAGUUGCUAUGCAUCAGGAUCACACCAGAUGGGAUGUUGCAUUUGUCUGUCCAAGUGAAUGAGACUGAAUGAUCUCUUGUUACUUAUCAUUUUCAUGUUCACACAUUGACGCUGUUUUAGUCAACCAUAGCAUUACCAGGUUGACACUCUUUAAUGUCGGGAUUCUGUUGUUUUAGUUUAUGUUACCGUGAUCCACCUAUAUAUAUAUGGUAAAAUGAAGAAAACUCUUACUUGUCCAGCUCUUCAGCUCAUGCAUCUGCACGGUUCAUUUGAACUGCAGACACUGUUGUUUAUCCAUUUGGUAAAAGCAUCGAAAUGGUAGUGCAAUAGUGCUUGUUUAGUUAAUCUUAUUCUAGGCAUGAUAAUGGCAAUCCUAAUCAAUCUGCUUACCUUUUCAGUUUUACCUUAGCACAAGAAGUAGCAGCUAAGGUCUAAAAUUGUUUGUUUGAUGCAACUUAUCACCUUUUGAGUUUUGAAUUUUUUUCAAAGACCUGGCGCUUGUAUUCCCUUCUGCCAUAUUCUAUUCAGUGUGAAAAGAGGGUUCGGUAUUGAAUCAUACUACUCCCUCUGUACCACAAUAAGACGCUUUUGCAAGCUAUUGUGGGACGAAGGGAGUAGUUGUUUGAUGGACAGUUGAAAUCAAGAAAUAUGCGUGAUGUUGACACUUGUGCAACUUAAGCGAGCUGAACUUUGGAACGCCCCAGCAUGUGCGCGCAAGGGUUUGGAACACUACAAUGACAUGAAUCAGGGGGAUGAGCAUGAGCUGGUUGAAGCAGUGGGCGUGAAAAGCUUUUCUCACUGUGGUCCGUGGCUGCAUGCAAAUUUUCUUGCUAGGCGUAAAGGUGCCAGCAGCUGUGAUGCUGUUGUUCCCAAGUACUUGUUUGCUGAGCUGAGAAUUGAUGCAGACGGUCUGUCGUGUGUUUCAUGCUUCAAGAUGGACUCAGAUGUGGAGUGUGCCCGACAACGUUUGUCCAUCCCGCUGGUGGUGUGUACAUUGGUGCCCGGCCGGAACGACGUCUUCAGCCUGCUCCCACAGGUCUACAAAUAUCGUUUAGUUUCUAAAUGUCGGAAUUUUACACAAAUUGAUGUAUGUUGCCAGUUUAAUGAGCAAAAGGGUUUGGAAAAGGCGAAAAGCGCACUUUGA
This is a messenger RNA of Hordeum vulgare subsp. vulgare (domesticated barley), 1301 nucleotides long. RefSeq lists its product as uncharacterized. The coding region runs from base 813 to 1301 and encodes 162 amino acids. The transcript is spliced from 3 exons. Lineage: Eukaryota; Viridiplantae; Streptophyta; Magnoliopsida; Poales; Poaceae. The record is from RefSeq and is a predicted model, not a curated record.